AAAGAGGUUUGAAAUUAAAUUGUAGGAUACCCAAUUCGCGAAAAAGAAAGCUUCUGGGUGGGCGUGUUCACACUUCCGAUCGAAUUGGGCUGUCAAAACGACGACGUUGACAGCCCGGUUCAUUCAUACGUUUCCAGUUUCUUUCAGAUAAGACAGGGUUGCUCGCUACUUAUUAGGGUUAUGAUUUUGGUUUCAUAAGCUUUUUCUCUGGGUUGAGUUGAGUUGGGUUACUGCAAUGAGUUCGUUUUCUGGUGCCAUUCAAAGACCUCUUGUGGCGGCGGCUGCGGUUGCUGUUGCUUCUUUCUCUGCUGAUGUGUCUGAUAAAUUGCCGUUCGGUGGAUCAUCACUUGAUGGUUCUACCUCUACAUCUUGUAGGAACGCACAAGAAUCAGAUUCAUUGUGGGUUUCUCAUAUUUCGGAUUCAAAACUUGCUAACCUCUCUUUUGUGACCCGAAUUCCGGUGCCUGUGCCCAAUGUUCAGUUCCGGGUGCCAAGUUUGGGUCACAAUUGCGUUUCAAAUUUGCACCAUUCUUCAGUUUUCUCGUCACCACUUCUUCGGAAUUAUUAUCACUCGGCUGACUUGCGCAAAGUGUCAAGGCCUGCUACUCUUUCAGAUGGUGCCUCCAAUUCAACUUCAGAGGGCAUGUAUAAAUGGCAUUUGCCCGACCCGAAUGCUUUAUGUGAUUCAAGUUGUUCAUUGACAAAGUCAAGGACAGUGGUGGUGUUGCUGGGAUGGUUGGGAGCAAGGCAGAAACACUUGAAAAGGUAUGCCGAGUGGUACACUUCAAGGGGGUUUCAUGUCAUUACGUUUACACUUUCAAUGGGUGAGAUCCUGAGCUAUCGUCCCGGAGGAAAGGCCGAGGAAAAUGUUCAAAUGCUUGUCGACCACUUGGCUGACUGGUUGGAAGGGGAAAAUGGAAAGAAUCUCGUCUUUCAUACUUUCAGCAACACUGGAUGGUUAACAUAUGGUGUUAUUCUUGAACAUUUUCAGAAGCAAAAUCCAAAUGUCAUGGAAAGGAUUAAGGGAUGCAUUGUAGACUCUGCACCUGUUGCGUAUCCUGACCCACAGGUGUGGGCCUCGGGUUUCUCUGCAGCAUUUCUGAAGAAAAAUAGUGUUGCAACAAAAAGACGUGUGUUUUCUGAUGAAUCUGGCAUUAAAGUAUCCAUUGGCAGCGAAGAUGAUUUAGGACUCAAACCUGCGGUAACAGAAGCAGCUUUGCAACUAAUUCUGAAGAAAUUUUUUGGGAUCAUUCUGGAUCUUCCUUCGAUAAAUAGGAGGCUCUCUGAUGUUAUGAGCAUGUUGUCAUCAAAACAACCAAGGUGUCCACAGUUAUACAUGUAUAGCACUGCUGACAGGGUUAUUCCUGCUGAUUCUGUGGAAUCGUUUGUAGAGGCUCAGCGUAGGGCUGGACAUGAUGUGAGGGCAUGCAAUUUUGUGUCCUCACCCCAUGUUGACCACUUCAGGAAUGACCCAAAAUUAUACACAUCUCAACUCAGUCAGUUUUUGGAGGAGAGUGUUCUUAGCCCUUGUAAAUCUCACUAAUUGCCUUACUCAUACACCAUAUAGUUCAUUUCUUUUGAUUUUUCAAAACAACCAUUCCUUUAAUGGGUCGUUAGGACUAUAUCAAAAGCCAACAACAACCUCAUUGGGAUUGCACAAUUGUUCCCUGAUAGAUUAUAUUUGAUUCAUUCAUUGUUAUAUACGAUAGUGUGAAUGAAAGAUAUUACACAAUUGGUUCCUCUUAUUCAUUGAUAUAUUGAAUAGUGCAGAUGAAAGAGAUUGAAACUGUCUCCUUUA
Messenger RNA from Vigna radiata var. radiata (mung bean), 1798 nucleotides. Its product is annotated as transmembrane protein 53. The record is from RefSeq and is a predicted model, not a curated record. The transcript has 5 exons. Lineage: Eukaryota; Viridiplantae; Streptophyta; Magnoliopsida; Fabales; Fabaceae. Bases 236 to 1543 code for a protein of 435 amino acids.